AUGGCCAGACCCAACAACCCUGAUAUCGCCAAUAAGCCCGCCGAGGGAAUCUCUUACUUCACCCCCGCUCAGGUCCCACCCGCAGGAUCCGCUGCCAUCCCUCAGUCUGAUGGCGACCAACCGCCCAAGCUGUUUCAGCCUUUCAAAGUGCGCGGUGUAACAUUUCAUAAUCGCAUUGGGUUGUCACCACUAUGCCAAUACAGUGCGGAGGAUGGUCAUAUGACCGACUGGCACAUGGCACAUCUAGGUGGAAUCGCCCAGCGCGGACCAGGCUUCCUAAUGGUUGAGGCAACAGCCGUCCAAGCAGUAGGCCGCAUCACACCUCAAGACCACGGACUCUGGAAGGACUCGCAGGUCGAGCCCCUGCGCCGUGUGGUUGAAUUCGUGCAUAGCCAGAAUCAAAUCAUCGGUGUUCAGCUAGCCCAUGCAGGCCGGAAAGCUAGCACCGUCGCACCAUGGCUCAGUAUGGCCGACACGGCCACCGAAGCUGUGGGCGGUUGGCCUGAUAAUGUUAUAGGGCCAAGUGAUAUUCCCUUCCACGACAAGUUCCCCACACCCAGGGCCAUGACGAAGGCAGAUAUCGAACAGUUCAAGAAGGAUUGGGUUGACGCUACGAAGCGGGCCGUGAAGGCCGGAGUGGACUUUGUGGAGAUCCACAAUGCUCACGGCUACCUGAUGAUGAGUUUCUUGUCUCCGGCGACCAACAAGCGAACCGAUGAAUACGGAGGCAGCUUUGAGAAUCGGAUUCGCUUGACUUUGGAGGUGGCAAAGCUCACCCGCGAGACCGUUCCGAAGGAUAUGCCGAUCUUUCUACGUGUAUCAGCAACGGACUGGCUGGAAGAGGUUAUGCCCGAUGACCCGAGCUGGCGAGUGGAAGAUACGGUUCGCCUCGCUGAGAUCUUGGCAGAGAGUGGUAACAUCGAUGUACUUGAUAUUAGCAGUGGGGGUAAUCAUCGGGCCCAGCACAUCCAUGCUAAGCCAGCAUUCCAGGCUCCAUUUGCUAUCAAAGUCAAGGAGGCAGUGGGAGAUAAGCUGAUGGUUGGUUCUGUUGGGAUGAUUGACUCGGGUCAUCUGGCCAAUUGUUUGUUGGAGAACAAUGGUCUGGACUUUGUUCUGAUCGGGCGUGGGUUCCAAAAGAAUCCAGGAUUGGUCUGGACCUGGGCUGAAGAGCUGAAUGUGGAGAUCGCCAUGGCGAAUCAAAUCCGGUGGGGCUUUUCAAGUCGAGGAGGAGGGGUAUAUCUGAAGAAGCGAGACGGGAAGAUGUAG
This is a messenger RNA of Penicillium malachiteum, 1266 nucleotides long. Its product is annotated as NADH:flavin oxidoreductase/NADH oxidase. The coding region runs from base 1 to 1266 and encodes 421 amino acids. Gene Ontology annotation, cellular component: intracellular anatomical structure. Gene Ontology annotation, molecular function: NADPH dehydrogenase activity; FMN binding; NADP binding. The record is from RefSeq and is a predicted model, not a curated record. The transcript has 2 exons. NCBI's taxonomy places the organism in Eukaryota, Fungi, Ascomycota, Eurotiomycetes, Eurotiales, Aspergillaceae.